AUGUUUAAAAACUCACUCAGGACGUUCUCUAAGGUGCGGUUCAAUUCCCCACCGAUUACUUACAGAAGAUUCAAUAACAAUCAAGGAAAUUCAUUUCGUCAACUUCUCUUCGAUGCAACUUCCAGAAGAUAUCUCGCAAUUUUGUUUGGAGGGGGGUCACUAUUCUAUUUGACACAUUUGGAGGAAGCGCCGGUAAGUGGUAGAACUCGUUUCAUAUGGUUACCUCGGUGGCUUGAGCUAAAAGUUGGCGAAUAUUCCUACCGGUCGAUCAUAGGCCAAACCAGAGGAUCCAUAUUGCCACCGAAUCAUCCACUGACGCAAAAAGUUUCGAGGAUAUUCGAGAAGAUAGUUGAAGCUGCCGAGAAAGAUCCAACGAUUGAUAAAAACCUGAUUACAGGAGUUAAAUGGCAGGUGCAUAUAGUGGAUGACCCCAGAGCGCCCCCUAAUGCGUUCGUUUUACCGGGCGGGAAGGUGUUCGUGUUCAGCAGUAUUUUAGGAAUUUGCAAAAACGAAGAUGGCCUAGCAACCGUGCUGUCUCACGAGUUUUCACACCAACUGGCGAGACACACGGCUGAAAAUUUGUCAAAAGCUCCAAUUUACUCGAUAAUAGGUGCUAUACUAUACACAGUUACAGGGGCCGAUGUUUUCAAUAGACUACUACUAGAUGGUCUUCUGCGGAUGCCUGCAUCAAGACAGAUGGAAACGGAGGCUGAUUAUAUCGGCUUGAUGAUUAUGUCUCGAGCAUGCUUCCAUCCAGAAGAAUCGGUUCGCCUAUGGCAAAGAAUGGCGGAAUUUGAACAACAGUCUAAGAGGCCUGGAAUGGUUAAUGUAGAAUUCUUAAGCACACACCCGGCUAGUAAUAGGAGAAUUGAGAAUAUGGAAAGCUGGUUACCCAAAGCAAGGGAGCUUUACUCUCAAUCGAAUUGCGGAGGUAUCGGCGGAUAUUACGACAGCUUUCAAAGUGCAUUCGGAGUUCCUUCAUUUGAACCCAAGACCAUAUGGGGAUUUUGA
Messenger RNA from Lachancea fermentati, 1011 nucleotides. The record is from the annotation of a GenBank genome assembly. Lineage: Eukaryota; Fungi; Ascomycota; Saccharomycetes; Saccharomycetales; Saccharomycetaceae.